AUGGCAAUCCCCGCAGAUAUCACUCUCAAGACCCUCAAGGGCUCUUGGGCACUGGACAAGUCUGUGGCUGAUGAUGCGGAUCCGAUCCUCAAGCUGCAAGGCGUCGGCUGGUUGAUGAGAAAGGCAAUUGGCGCUGCGACCCUUACCUUGCAUUUUGCCUCAUCUGCCGAAGACAGCACUGUCCGUCUCGAAAUGCGCCAGACUCUAACGGGCGGCAUCCCAGGUGCAACAGAAGAGCGCAUCAUGGAUUGGGCCGAACGAGAGCGCAGCAAUCAUGUUUACGGCCAUACCUUGACUCGCAGCCAAUUCAUUAACGGCGUAAGGGGUGCCGAUGGGGAUGUUCAGCCCGAUUUGAAUUUACAAUCUAAACCACCAUCCGCGGCAAUCGAGGCUGAAAUCCAAAGGUUUCUGUGUGGAGGCAUCCCUCAGCUAAAUGACGCGUUAGAAAGUGAAGGAUACAAGGGUAUCUACAUUCACGAUUUUGGGCGCAAUGAACAGGCUGGUUGGACGGCGGAACAGGUAUGGAGUCUUGAACUUAUUUCCUCUCAGGCGUACCUGACACGGCGUGUUGUUGUUGUCAAGGGUGGUUCAUAUGAGAUGGCUCGCUUGGUUUACAAGUUCACUGCACUAUAG
This is a messenger RNA of Aspergillus ochraceoroseus IBT 24754, 633 nucleotides long. RefSeq lists its product as uncharacterized. The transcript has 4 exons. The record is from RefSeq and is a predicted model, not a curated record. The coding region runs from base 1 to 633 and encodes 210 amino acids. NCBI's taxonomy places the organism in Eukaryota, Fungi, Ascomycota, Eurotiomycetes, Eurotiales, Aspergillaceae.